Molecule: messenger RNA, 1009 nt
Organism: Limulus polyphemus (Atlantic horseshoe crab)
Lineage: Eukaryota; Metazoa; Arthropoda; Merostomata; Xiphosura; Limulidae
Product: glutamate carboxypeptidase 2-like
Exons: 7
Coding region: 128-1009 (293 amino acids)
Molecular function (GO): carboxypeptidase activity
Source: RefSeq, a predicted model, not a curated record
AUAUCAAAUCCUGUUUCCAUGCACAAGUGUAGAAAAUAACCCUGUACUCUUGAAACAUGAAGACUUGCAUUGAAAUAAAUGAAAGAAGAUCCUGAGAGCUAUUCAAAUACAAAUACAUUUGUUUCCUAUGGCACUCAAUUCUAAAUGUUUACAUCACAUAAGUACAAAAGAGUUUUAUUCAGUUAUAAAUUCCAAAAUGGCUGACUAUAUUCGAGGGAAGAAAGCAUACACUAAGUGGGAUGUAGAGACGGAUAAUGUUGAUUUGGACCUUCCAAUGGAUGGACAACCUGAAGUGCACGGUUAUAAGCCUGGUUGGUUUUCAGGAACUAAAGGAAAAGUUUUAAAAGCUUUGUUCAUCAUUGCUGUUUUUCUUGUUGGGUUGAUAUUUGGUUACCUGGUGCGACGAGGAGUACAUGAAGUUAUUCAGCAUAAGGAAACCUGUUCAAGCAGAAAUGUUUAUAGCUUUAAGAACCAGAAUGCUCAAUCACUUCAUAACUAUAUUGACCCCAGUAAAAUAGCUGUUUGGCUAAGAUAUUUGUCUGGACAAGUUCAAAAGGCUGGAGAUGAUUCUGGAAAAGAAUUGGCAUUGGAAAUCAGUAAAGCAUGGAAAAAGUAUGAUCUUCAAUUGACCAGAAUUGAAAAUUUCACAGUACUCUUGUCAUAUCCUUCAGACACUGCAUCCAACACUGUGGAAGUAAUUACUCAUAAUGGAAAAACAUUAGUCGAUACUUCAAGAAGCAUUAAGAAUGACACUUCUGAAGCAAAACCAUAUUUAGCAUAUUCACCAAAUGGAACAGCACAGGGUAAACCAGUUUAUGCAAAUUAUGGAAGAGUGGAAGAUUUUCAUAAACUGCUGGAGAUGAAUGUAACUAUUAAUGGAAGUGUUAUUAUUAUGAGACAAGGAAAGACUCAUCGAGGAAAUAAGUUGGGUGAUGAAGAUGAAUAUCCAGAAAUCAAUCUCAAAAAUGUGACAGUUGUUGAUGAGUCUGGUACAGUCAUAGACAUUUGA